Messenger RNA from Etheostoma cragini (Arkansas darter), 2503 nucleotides. RefSeq names its product protein regulator of cytokinesis 1b (gene prc1b). Gene Ontology annotation, molecular function: microtubule binding. Lineage: Eukaryota; Metazoa; Chordata; Actinopteri; Perciformes; Percidae. The record is from RefSeq and is a predicted model, not a curated record. The coding region runs from base 131 to 1660 and encodes 509 amino acids. Gene Ontology annotation, cellular component: cytoplasm; spindle; mitotic spindle midzone. The transcript is spliced from 12 exons. Gene Ontology annotation, biological process: microtubule cytoskeleton organization; mitotic spindle midzone assembly.
GUAUUUUAAACUAGAUCCAAACGGACUGGACUGAGAUCUGGCAGAGAGGCGACGCUCCGCUGGUCUCGGUUAACAAGAGUUGGCUAUUUUAACCUGUUCACCGAAAAACACAACAUAUUGGAAUUUAACAAUGAGAAGGAGCGAGGUGCUCGCAGCUGAGGCUGUGUCCUGCCUGAAUAAAGCGCUCUGCCACCUGAAGGACAUCUGGGAGGAGAUCGGGAUCCCCGAGGACCAGAGACUGCAGAGAACCAAUGUUGUCAAGAACCACAUUAAGAGCUUACUAGAUAUGAUGAUCAAAGAAGAGGAGUCUCUGAAAAAGAGGCUGAUAAGCAGCAUUCAAACCUGCAAGGCGGAAAUGGAUGCCCUCUACCUGGAACUCCAGCUGACCGCCUUCGAGGAGGAGAAUGGCAUCACCAUGCUCCAGCAAGAGAAGAACAUCCGCACGCAGGUGGAGGCUCUGAUGAAGGAGAAGACUCGGCGGGUGCAGCAGCUGAAGUCUCUGCUGGAGCAGGACCAGGACCUGUGCGACAUCCUGUGCUCCAUGCCGUACGGCAUCGCUCCAGACUCUGUUCCCACACCGGAACAGCUGGAGAGCUUCAGCCAGCACAUCGCGACCCAGAACGCAGAGAAGGCCCGGCGACAUGCUGAGUUCAUGGACCUCAAAAAGCAGAUCACCGUGUACAUGGAGGAGCUGGAGCACAUCCCCGAGACCAGCUUCGAGAAGGACGUCGUCUGCGAGGACGAGGAUCAUUUCUGCCUUUCAAGAGACAACAUCACGUCCCUCAAACUGCUGGUUUGUCAGGAUUUCACUGAAGAGCUGCUGAGUGUGCACGAUGCUGAGAUCCAGCGCCUGAAGCAGCACCAUGAGGAGCACAAAGAGCUGUUUGACGGCGUCCAGCAGUGGGAGGAGAGCUGGAGACUCUUCCUCGAGCUAGAGAAAAAAGCCACAGAUCCGACACGAUUCACCAACAGAGGAGGGAAUCUUCUGAAAGAGGAGAAACAGAGGUCUGAGCUGCAUAAAAGCCUGCCUAAGCUUGAAAAGAAACUGAAAGCCCAGAUUGACGCAUGGGAGAGUGAGCAGGGCCGAGAGUUUCUAGUGAACGGCCAGAAGUUCCUGCACUACGUGGAGGAGCAGUGGGAGCUGCACCGCAUAGAGAAGGAGAAGGAGAAACAAGAGAGGCUUCUGAAGAAGAACAAACAGACGGAGGAGGAUAUGCUGUACGGGACCGCAGUCCGGACCCCCACCAAACGGAGACUCCUCACCACGACGACCCCCAAUAAAUCACGCAAGUUCAACGCGACUUCCAGCAUGUCCAGCGCCACGCCCAACAGCACCAGUCGCUCCGUCUUUGGUGGAACGGUCUGUCGCUCCCCGGUGCCCCGCCCGCCUCUCUCAGCAAACAAGGGUCCAGCAGCACGGAUGCCAGCCUGCGGCGGGAAACCCCCCAACCCACGCCUGCAAGGCUGUAACAAGGAGAACGAGGCCCAGCUGAAGGGGAGCCCUCUGAGUGGUGCGUUGCUGACCCCCGCUAGUCCACAGCGUAACUUCAGCAUAGCCUCUGUUGCCAGCACAUAUUCCGAGUUUGUGCGAGACCUGUCCAAGGCCUCUGACACCAAGAUCCAGCACAACAUCCUGAACUCCACCACCACCAACCUCUGACCUCUCCACUCUGACUGCCUCAGCUAGCUUACUCCUUUUAAAUGAAGUUAUGAUUUCCUCUGAAAAAAAGGGUCACUGCCUUUCCCUGCCAUCAGCUUUUUAUAUGUAAAUGAAUGUAAUAUAUUGUUUUAAGUCGGUGAUAAACGAGGACUGUGUUGUCAGUUGCUGAGAGUGUUGUUGUCAGCGGCCUGUCACUGUCUGCAGAGGAAAUAAAAUUUUGUAUCAGUUAAAAGUAACACUACUUUGGCUCCCUAAAUUUUGGUGAUUAUUAAUAUGUUAAAAGGUAACUACAGUGCUUUUGUUUUUUGUUGUUUUUAUUUCAACCUGGACACUAAAUUGCUCAUUUUUCCACUGACAGACUCACAAUAUUCUUAUUAUUCUAGGUGGCUGACAAGAUUUUGGAAAGGAUCCCUCCAGAGAGGCCUUUAAAACCUCUUUGAGACCUUUGUGUUUAACCAAAAACUGCUCUGAAGUCGCCAGCACUAAACCCACCAGACUCCAUUUAAAAAAGCAAUAAUUUUAGCGCAUAGAUCCAACAUAUUUUCACAUGUAUAUCUGUAAACCAUGUGUUCAUUUCAACCAGAACUACAGAUUUGAUGGCCGGGGAAAGUGGAAAGACGACCCAAAACAUAGUUUCUUUUGGUUUGUCGACUUUGAAGAAAGUGUAUUUUACGAUGCUAAAAUUACGGUUUAUUUACAUCAAGUCUGGUGGGUUUAGAGAACUCCUUUCCAUAAUGUACAGACAGAAUAAUAAUCUGGAAAAAAGGAGGAAAUGGGGCCCAUGUUGAAAAUAAAAUGGUUGUUACCUUUUAAUAUGUCUGCAUAUCGUACUGCACAUUCUUU